AAAUGACUGAAGAUUGGACAACCAAGAAAGUCGACAAAUAUGUUGUUGUCAAUAAAUAAUUGGGGUAGGGUGCUUAUGGUACAGUGUAUCGAGGAUUUUUGUAGGAGGAUGAAACCAAACAAGUGGCUGUCAAAACGAUAAAGAUCGCUGUAAAUACUUGGUUUAUUGCUUAGACUAUUUCAGACACACCAAAGAUGAUCGAGCUAAUAAAGAGAGAAAUAGCUAUCCUGUAGAAAAUUAAUCAUCCAAACAUCGUGAGAUUAUUUGAUGUAGCAAGAACAAACAAUUAUCUCUAUAUGUUCCUUGAAUAUUGCGCUGAUGGCGAUCUCAAAGACUAUAUGGCUAAAAAGGAUGAAAAGCGACUCAGCGAAGUAUCUGUCUAUUGUGAUUCUUUAGUUAGAAGCAGUCAUAUUUAUUAAACACAUUGUAGAAGGAUUUAAAAGGUUGUACAAACAAAAAAUCAUACAUCGCGACAUUAAACCUGCCAAUAUACUUCUUCAUUAAGGUGUUGCCAAAAUCACAGACUUUGGUUUUGCUAGAGUUAUGGACACUGAAAUGAAUGGUAAUAGAUAUUUUUAAAUUCUUUUUUAGAUCCUGCCUACUUAUCAAGACUUGGUUCACCUCUCUAUAUGGCACCAUAAAUCUUGGAGGGCUAACCAUUUUCAGCGAAGUGUGAUGUCUGGUCUGUUGGAGUUAUGUUUUAUGAACUUCUGUAUGGACGACCACCUUGGGCAGCAGAAACAGCAUUUUAACUCUUAGAGAAUAUCAAAAAAUAAGUAUUUCGAAUCUUAAAUUUAGCCUCUAAAAUUCUUGCCAAAACCAGUGAGAUCACAGAAAGUGAAGGAACUCAUUACCUUGAUGUUGAGAGUUUAAGAGAAGGACAGGAUUUCAUGGGAAGGGGUGUUUGAAGAUCCAACUAUAAAGAUAGAUGAAGAGAUUAUGAAGGAGAACAUGAGGAAUAUUCUAAGAGAAAAAGGUAUGCAAAUUAUGGAUAUGUAUUUAUAGAUGAGGUAUCUAAAUCAAUCAGUUUGAAUAAAUUAUAUAUUGAUUAAAAUCUAGUUGUUGGAUAUUUGGCAAAGAAUCCCAUAAAUACAUUGGAAAACUCUAAUCAAUCAACUUUAGAUGCUUCAUCCGAGGCGAGAUCACAAUCUGCUAAAUUUUCAAGCUAAUUUGACUCCGAAUAAAAUGUUUGACAUUUUAAUUUAUAAUUAGGGUGAAAUAAUUAUGAGUAAUUAUAGAAAUGAAAAAAAAAGAAGAGAUGCUAUGUUGAAAUAUAAUAAUUACUUUUUGUUUGAGAGAAACAUCGCCUUCUUUUUUAACUUUGUUAUCUAGAAAGUGAUAAAACUUUAAACCAUCCAAAUGCUCUAAUUAGCCAAUGACAAUUACUUUAGAUUAAUAUAUCUUAUAGCUAAAAAUCAGAUGGUCCAUUUGGAAAGAGUUAAUUAGUAAUUAUCUAGAAAGGAUCAUGAUAAAUUUGAUAAAGAAACCUGGGGAAGAUUCUAGGUCUCUUAAGUAUUCUAAUCUUAUCAUUAAUAUAGGAAUAUUAAAAACUUACUCAACUCAUUUAAAUGGAUAUGAAACACUCAUCAGAUUUCUUUGCUGAAAUCUCAAAGAAAUGCAAUCAAGUUUAAUAGGAAGAAAUGCAAAAUGGAAAAGCUUCAAGUUAAACUAUCAAUUUGAUCAGGAAUUUCUUAUCAAUUCAGAAUAAUCAUUUUGAAGCAAAUGAUACCUUUCACAUGUUAUAUCGAGAUGUAAUUUUAGAGAACUUAAAGAUUAUUAAAAAUUUGAAUAGCAAAGAAACUGAGGCUAAUUUGCUCAUACUUUAUUUGACCAUUUGUUAGAAUCCCUAUGAAGAAUUUAAAGAUAUCAAUUAUGAUUUCAACACUUUCUACGAGGAAACAGAAAAUUUAAGUCUAUAAGAAAUCCAAGAAAAGUUUCUUAAAAAAGGAAUAAAAUGAAUCAAAA
Paramecium octaurelia is the source of this 1965-nucleotide messenger RNA. The record is from the annotation of a GenBank genome assembly. NCBI's taxonomy places the organism in Eukaryota, Ciliophora, Oligohymenophorea, Peniculida, Parameciidae.